This is a messenger RNA of Epithele typhae, 2766 nucleotides long. RefSeq lists its product as uncharacterized. The coding region runs from base 1 to 2766 and encodes 921 amino acids. Gene Ontology annotation, molecular function: translation initiation factor activity; ATP binding. The transcript is spliced from 9 exons. Gene Ontology annotation, biological process: cytoplasmic translational initiation. Gene Ontology annotation, cellular component: cytoplasmic stress granule. The record is from RefSeq and is a predicted model, not a curated record. Lineage: Eukaryota; Fungi; Basidiomycota; Agaricomycetes; Polyporales; Epitheliaceae.
AUGGAUCCUCCCUCUCGGAGUCCGGCGUUAAACCCUGCUUCCACGCCGUUCUUUCCUGGUGCUAUGCGCCUCAGCGAGGAUGACGCCCUCGGCCCUCUCGGUGGCUACAGACAGUCCAUAUCUCGCGACCAGCAGUACAGCACCUCCUCGUCCUUUUCCCUCGGCCUGAAGAUACCCUCCCCUGGCGAGCUUGCACGCCGCUCUCCGAAUCUCCGCCAGUCGGACAUGGACAGGCCAACCCUCGUCCACCACGAUUCGGCACGCGAGCUCAACAUAUCCCCGAGGAUGGACGUGCCCGUCGACGGUGAUGAGACCGACACUCCCGGACCGACAUCUGUCCCGAUCCCCAUGAAAGGCAUGAACGGCCAGCUCUCCGCGCCAUCUCUCUACACCAACACGAACCUCCGCAGCCGGGAGAGGCUGGGCACGCCACCAGUGAUGCAGGAGUCCACCAGCGGACGGUCGGCAUUCGUUCACCCCCCGUUCGUGUCCUCUUCACCUGCCCACUUCGCCCCCAGCCUCGAGUUCUCAGUCUCGUCUAGCAGCUUUGACUCGCAGCUCAAGUCCUCUCCGCUGAUGGUUGAGGUCCUCGAGCGUCUGAUGCGUCUCGAGGCUGCCCACCGGGAGAUCUCGCGGGAUCUUGGAGAUGUGAACCGCAAGGUGGACAUCCUUGUCGAGCGCGCUCUGCAUCCCAUGAGCAAUGGGUCUGGCAUGAACGCCCCGGUUGAGUUCAAGGAUCCCUUCGCACCGUCGUCGACACCAAGUGCCAGCUUCUCCGCCCCCGGAAUCAAUGGUCCGCGUGGCUCCAUCGCGAACAUCGCCCCAAACCAGAACCCCCCAGUGGACGACAUCACGACGAUCUCCAGCCGGCUCAACACGCUGACAACUUCAGUGGGUCAGCUCCUCGCGCUCCAGACGCAGCAAAUCCAGGUGAACAACGCCCAGAUGCUCGGGGGUGGCAUGCCUCCCAACGAGCUCGUUCCUGGACUCCCUCCAAUGAUGAAUCCCACGUUGCUUGGCCACGGCAUGCCUGGGCAGUCCAACACGAGGCACAAUCCCCGUGCCUCCAACCUGCCUAUGCGUACGUGGUCCACGGGUAACCUGGAGAUCCCGAUGCGUACCACGGAGUCACCUGCGUCAAUGGCCAGACAGGACUCCCUCUAUCGCGACAAGAGGCGGUCGGUUAGCGGCAUGAUGCGUCGUGAAUCUGUCGGGGGUGAGAGUCUCUCCGGAGGGUCCCGCGACGGUGGCCCAAUGAUUACCAAAUGGGAACAGCUCAACCUCGCGCCGGAGUUAUUGCGUUCCCUUAGCACGUUUGGCGUUGGCCCCCCGAACAAAAUUCAACAGCGGGCACUGCCUUUCCUCUUGCGUGGGUCGGACAUCAUCGCUCAGGCGCCGCCAACCCAGGAACGCAUCGCGGCCUAUGUGAUUCCAGCCAUUCAUAUCGCUGUGACGCAUGGGUCGAACCGCGGUGGCCCUCGGGGGCCUUUCGUGGUGAUGAUUUCCACCACAGUCGAUCAGGCUACUCAGGCCCAACGCAUGAUCAGGGACCUUGGUGGCCCUAUCGGUAUCAAGUCUGCACUUGGUGUUGGUUCAACUUUGGGCGGUGGUGACCUCACUCAAGAGCUCCGUCUUCUCCAGCAGAAUGUGCCUCACAUCAUCUGUGGUACCCCUCAAAAGCUUCAUGCCCUAUUCACGGCCCCAGGGGGACUUUCUGGCGCGGACGUCAGGUUCUUGGUGCUCGACGAAGUCGACCAGCUCAUUGCUAGGAAUCUGCAUGAGUUCGUCUUCAACAUUAUCAAGUUGCUUCCCCCGCCCCGCUCUCGUGCCCUCCCUAACAGCAACACACCCGGCUCGACGCCCCAGAUGCCGUUCCAGAACUUCGAGGCCAACAGCAGCUCAUCGUCCCUCCUCACUCCAUCGCAGAGUCUCACGCGUCGUCUCUCGAACAUCGGCAACUCCCCGCCUCUGGACGGGGGUAUGAAUGGCGCUAACUCGGCGAUCGAGCGUCAAACGGCCCUCUUCUCGAACACGGUUCCGCAAGACGUCCUCAACCUCGCCUCCGCGAUACAGCUCCGGGAGCCCGUCCGCGUGCUCGUGCGCCGCGACGGUAACGUGACGCACGCGGACACCAGCCAGGGUGCUCGCGGACUGCGCCAGUUCUAUCUGUACCUCGCCUUCACCGCCAGCGGCCGCUCCGACGCGCCGCUCCCUCAAGCUGGGCUUGGAACGAUCGGCUCGGGCCGAGGUGCUAUGAGCGCGGAAACGGCGCAGGCGCGCGAGUGGAAGCUCGAUGCGCUCGCUGAUUUGUUCGACGAUCUGGACCUUCCGCAGGCCAUUAUCCACGUGGGUGGCAUGGCUGCUCUGGAUACGGUGGUGUACAAGCUGUCGAGCCGUGGACUGGACGCUGUUCCUUUGCACGGUGACAUGAAUGCUGGCGCGAAGCUCGCUGCUCUGAACAAGUUCAGGGCUACUCCUGGAAUUAUGCGCCCGACGGCCACGAAAGUCCUCGUCGUUUACGAUGUUCAAGUCAAGACGCCCGAAGUCUCGCAGAUCCCUCUCGUCAUCAACUACGAUUUGCCCAAGGCUGUUGAAGAAUACGCGCACCGUGUCGCCCCGGCGAUUGCUCCGACUUACUCUCGUGCUGGUGUCGUCGUCAACUUUGUUACUGCGACCGGUGGUGACGUUGAAAUGCUCCGCUCCAUAGAAUGUUUCUACAAGAUUAAAUGUCCUGAAGUUCCCAUGAGCCUGCGCGAUAUUGUUUGA